AUGGGUCUUGGACACUUGCUUAAGAAUUAUGCGGAAGGCGAGGCCGAGCACGUUUUCGGAGAGGCAGUAGACGAAGGUGGAAAAAUCGAAGGCCAUAUCAAAAAUGCCAUCAACGAUGUGAAGGGAUGCUGGGACGAGGGUGUUUGCCAAGAAGAGCAUGAGCAUGGCGAGGAUUGCUGCCCACCAUGCGGUCAUACCCAGAUCGACCAAAAUUGCGAGGUGUGCACCGAGUAUGAAUCUUCCUGGACCGGUGGUGGAGGAUCUACCCUUACACAACCAUCUUGUGGUCACUCGGAUUAUGAUGAAGAUUGCGAUACUUGCACUGAGCAUGUUCAGACACAUUGGGAUCAGUCAGGACCAAAUGCUCCAACUUGUGGCCAUGAAGCUCCCGAAGAAGGAUGUGACCAGUGCGAUCAACUUAAGGGCCAAUGCUGGGGUGGAGGCGCAGAUGAAUCUGCAUGCGGUCACCAACAGUACGACGAAAGCUGUGAAGAGUGUAAUGCGAGCUGGCAGUAG
Glarea lozoyensis ATCC 20868 is the source of this 516-nucleotide messenger RNA. RefSeq lists its product as uncharacterized. The record is from RefSeq and is a predicted model, not a curated record. The transcript has 4 exons. The coding region runs from base 1 to 516 and encodes 171 amino acids. NCBI's taxonomy places the organism in Eukaryota, Fungi, Ascomycota, Leotiomycetes, Helotiales, Helotiaceae.